Symbiodinium sp. CCMP2456 is the source of this 1353-nucleotide messenger RNA. The record is from the annotation of a GenBank genome assembly. NCBI's taxonomy places the organism in Eukaryota, Dinophyceae, Suessiales, Symbiodiniaceae.
AUGGCGCGAUGCCCCGUUCGGGCCGGCGCGAAGAGCGCCGCUCGCAGAGCCGAGGACGGGACGGAGCGGCUGAGCGGCUCCUUCGCUGCACCACUGCCCUGCCUGGACGAUUUGCGAGGCCUCGCGGCCCUGGCCUGGCUCUCCCAGCGCUGGGAGGCCUUGCUCGCCUGGUGGCAGCAGGCGGAUGGGGCAAAAGGAAAGCCUGUCUUGCGUCGGGGCUCAAUCCAUUUCUGCCAGGACUCGCGCCCUCCCGGUGAGGUGUUGGAGCUGGUGUACGUGGGAGGCGCUAUGUUACGUGAGAGCUGCGAGCUGAACUCGGCAGAAGUGGCCGUGGUCCACUGCGGUGAGAGGGUGCUCCUCUUGCAAGAGGUUGGGAGGCGGGCAAGGGUUCGCACCGUGGAUGGCUUCAUUGGUUGGAUUUCGCUGUAUACUGCCGACAAUGUGCCCAUCGCGCGCAAAGUUUCACGCGAUGUCCAGCAUAGUUUCAAGGACAGGGGCAGAGCCUCUUUCCGAGAAGAGUUUGAGCAGAAGUGGCGGAGGCUUCGUGUGGAUCCCGGCCCUCCCGAGGGGCGAAUCCAUGCUCUCCGACAGAGUGCCGGAAGAGUGCCCAUCAGCGAGUGGCGGCCAUCAGGCAUGCCCGGUGCGCCGAGCCCGCAGCGCACGCCACCGGUGCCACGGCUCUCUCCGCCGAGCAGCACGCCACAGAAGGACAACACCCCCGCAGCUGCAUCCAGCUGCGGAGGUGCCACAGUCGUGGUCCGCCCCAUGGAGGAUCUGCUGGACCUGAGUGAGGAGAAGGAGCCACCCAGUUCGCAGCGCAGCCGCGUCCCGGACCUCGCAGAAGUCUUGUCGGCAGCCGCAGGUUCCAGUCCUCCGACGUACCGCGAGCUGUGUGCCGAUGGAGACGGCGAUGCGACAGCAAGCAGCGGCAUCCCCGAAGCGCCACCGUCGCGGGAGCGAUUCGUUUGUGCAGGGCCGAUAUCUUUUUUGGUCAUUACCACACCCAGGCUUUCAAAAGCAAUGUCGGAGAGGGCAGCUUCGUACAGUGUGACAGUGGGAUGUAGUAGGGCAGCAAGCCAAGGGCCAUCCACAGCAAGAACAGCCGCAGUGAUGUCUUCAUCCUCAAGAGCUGCAGCGCCAAAACAAGCGCUGAACUGGAAGUUUCACGCACAGUUCCCUCGAAGUGGACAUCCUGGCUGCAAUCGAUGUGGCACUUCUUCAUACUCCAAAACUUUCAGGUCAAGUUGGACUAGCACAAGAGCAAUAAGUCAUGCAUGGUGUGGGUGUGUGUGUGUGUGUAUGCAUGUUUGUUCGCAAAUGGGUUACUGUUUGCUAUUCAUCUGUUCGUUUUGA